Wasmannia auropunctata (little fire ant) is the source of this 477-nucleotide messenger RNA. RefSeq names its product short-chain dehydrogenase/reductase family 16C member 6. Lineage: Eukaryota; Metazoa; Arthropoda; Insecta; Hymenoptera; Formicidae. Gene Ontology annotation, molecular function: oxidoreductase activity, acting on the CH-OH group of donors, NAD or NADP as acceptor. Gene Ontology annotation, cellular component: lipid droplet. The annotation marks the transcript as partial. The transcript is spliced from 4 exons. The record is from RefSeq and is a predicted model, not a curated record.
GUGAGUCUGUUGGUAAAUAAUGCUGGAUAUGUCUACGGGAAAACUUUUAUGGAAUUACCCGAUUGUGAAAUUGAACAAACUUUUAAAGUAAAUAUUUUAUCACAUUAUUGGAUUACAAAAUCAUUUUUGAAAAAUAUGAUAAAAAAUAAUCAUGGUCACAUUGUGACAAUAGCAAGUGUUGCCGGACUUUUAGGAAUUUACAAUUGCACAGAUUAUUCUGCAACUAAAUUUGCCGCUAUUGGUUGCCACGAAAGUCUUUUUACCGAACUCAAAGUACAUGGACAUGAAGGAAUUCAUAUGACUUUAGUUUGUCCCUAUCUUAUUAAUACGGGAAUGUUCAAUGGAGUAAAACCUAGAAUGCUGCCGAUGCUUGAACCAGAAUAUGUUGCUGAAGAAGUGGUCGCGGGCGUAUUAGCAAACGAGGCGUUAAUAGUAUUACCUAACAUCUUAAGAUAUUUAUUGCCGUUUAAAGGGUAA